AUGGCGACGCUAGCGCUGCUGCGCCUGCACCCUCUCCCGCUGCUGCUGCUGCUGCUCUGCGGUGAGUGUUUCCAAACAGGAGGCUGCAGUGAGGCCAGCGUGCAGGAGAAGAUGCCCAGGUGCGGGAGGGCCUUCAUCGACAUGGUGCGCAAGGUGGAAGUCUGGAAGCGGUGCAAACUGUCCGACUUCGUCGUGUACUACGAGAGUUUUGUCAACUGCACCCAGUCAGAUGCCACCGUUGUAGGCUGCUUCUGGCCCCACCGCCUGUCCCAGAGCUUCGUCCCUGGCAUCCCCAGGCAUCUCUUCUCCAACUGCUUCUCGGACAAGGCCCAGUGGCAGGAUCCCCCUAAAGAGAUUCUCAUCCCGCUGAUUGCUGUGCCCAUUCUGCUGACUGUCGCCAUGACAGGCCUGGUGGUGUGGGGCAGCAAAGGACCUGCCAAACCGCUGUGAGGGCCCCGGUGAGAUGCAGAGGGCCACUCCUGGCAAGCUGGAAGAAGGUUCCCUGGGGCUGGGAGAGCUGGUGGGCACUGCUACCAUCCAGCCAUCGUGGCCACACCCCCCCCAGUCAUGGGCAGACCCUCCCUGGUUGUUGGCCCACCCCUGGCUGGGA
Messenger RNA from Microcebus murinus (gray mouse lemur), 610 nucleotides. RefSeq names its product receptor activity modifying protein 3 (gene RAMP3). Gene Ontology annotation, biological process: regulation of G protein-coupled receptor signaling pathway; cellular response to hormone stimulus; G protein-coupled receptor signaling pathway. Lineage: Eukaryota; Metazoa; Chordata; Mammalia; Primates; Cheirogaleidae. Gene Ontology annotation, cellular component: membrane; cell surface; signaling receptor complex. The record is from RefSeq and is a predicted model, not a curated record. Gene Ontology annotation, molecular function: coreceptor activity.